AUGUCAGCGUCAAAGCAAACCACGGAUCACAGUCGCAAAUUCGGCUUUAAAGAAACACGUGAGCAGUAUCAGCAACGGAAGAAGCAAGAAAAGCACUUGAAAUGGACGGAAAAGCUGUCGAAAGAGAACAUCGGAAAACUUCACGCGGAGUUGGAAUCUCUGAAGCGAGCCCGUUUCCUAGCACCUCAGCAAAACGAACGUAAGCGCCUUGUGCACCGCAUGAUUCAAGAGCUUGAGGCGACGGAAAGCAAGGAACCCGAAGAGGCGCCUGCUGUGGCCCCCACCCCAUCUAUUGUAGACUCAGACUCUGAUGAUGAUCUUUUUUUCUCAAAACGCACCGCUACAAACGACGAGAACAAACGUCUUUUUGUACCUCGUUCGAUCCGCAGAAAGGUAGAAAAGAAGAAAACUGAAAGGACUACUCAGCAGCUUGCUGACGAGGCUGAAAAAGAGCUUCUCACCGCUCAGCACGACAAUGAUGAUAUCGACUCAUUUCUCAACUCUUUUCAAUGA
Leishmania braziliensis MHOM/BR/75/M2904 is the source of this 513-nucleotide messenger RNA. RefSeq lists its product as hypothetical. The coding region runs from base 1 to 513 and encodes 170 amino acids. The transcript has a single exon. The record is from RefSeq and is a predicted model, not a curated record. NCBI's taxonomy places the organism in Eukaryota, Euglenozoa, Kinetoplastea, Trypanosomatida, Trypanosomatidae.